Molecule: messenger RNA, 369 nt
Organism: Durusdinium trenchii
Lineage: Eukaryota; Dinophyceae; Suessiales; Symbiodiniaceae
Source: the annotation of a GenBank genome assembly
AUGCUGAGCUCUUCAAUUUCACUUAGCUGUGGUUCCUCUCUGCUGAAUUCUGCUUUCGCUCAGCGAUCGUGGAGAGCAGCUGCUGUAAUGGCUGAGAGUGCGCUAGACAGGCUACGGCCCUACACAGUUCCUGCCAAGUAUGUAGACAUCCCACCACUACGAGGUUCCGAGGAGGCGCUCCUCGAUUUCCUUGGCGAUGACGCCCGGCUGGUUUUCAACUUCCUGUCGCAGGUAGAGCGACUCUCUCCUGCAGGUCAGGCCUUCUGGCAGGCUGAGUUGUACCUCCGCCAACUCGACGAGAUUGCUGGCGAGACAGAGGUCCUUGAAAACCACAUUGCCAGUGUAGUGUACAAUGUGACUUCAGUUUGA